GUGGUGUUAACUAACAUGUUCGAUCCACCAAUCACGAAAGAGUUCAUUGAAAGGAGACCCUGCGACUGUGCCGUCUUUGUGUUGACAUCUUUGGAGGACUGAGAGUGUUUGAAUGGAUAUUACCAGGUGCACGGACAAAUGGGUAAAACAAGACAAGGAGAGGCCUCCAACAUCCUCCAUAAUGCUGUCUAGCAAAAAGUCAGACGCUGGCUCCUCUUCCUCCUCCUCAUCGUCUACUGCAGGAGCAGCAGGAGGUGAUAGAGUCCCUGUUUCUGAUGCCCAGACUGGUCCGUCAGCCUCAGCUGCAGGCACUAUGGAUGCAAAGAAGAAGGAGAGGUCGUCCCCUAGUGGGGAACCUGGAGGAGCCCCUUUGCCCCACCAAGCAGGCUCUGGGGGGGCAGACCAAGAUUCAGCUGAAGUUCGCAGGACAAGUCGUCGCAAGCGAGCAAAACAGGUGGAGUACCGCGAGAUGGACGAGAGCCUGGCCAAUCUGUCGGAAGACGAAUAUUACUCUGAGGAGGAGAGGAAUGCCAAGGCUGAGAAAGAGAGGAAGCAGGUCAUCCCUCCUCCGGCUCCACCGGUAGAGGAGGAGAAUGACAGUGAACCAGAGGAACCAUCUGUGCUGUUAUUAGGUGUGGAAGGAGCUGCCUUCCAGAGCCGUCUUCCGCAUGAUCGUAUGACAUCUCAGGAGGCUGCCUGCUUCCCUGACAUCAUCAGCGGUCCCCAGCAGACUCAGAAAGUCUUCCUCUACAUCCGCAACCGCACACUCCAACUGUGGCUGGACAACCCUAAGAUCCAAUUGACCUUUGAGGCUACAGCACAGCAGCUUGAAGCUCCAUACAACAGCGAUGCUGUGCUGGUCCACAGGAUACACAGCUACUUAGAAAGGCAUGGACUCAUUAACUUUGGCAUUUACAAGAGGGUCAAGCCUUUACCCACUAAGAAGACCGGAAAGGUUAUAGUCAUUGGUGGAGGUGUGUCUGGCCUAGCUGCAGCCAGGCAGCUGCAGAGCUUCGGGAUGGAUGUUACAGUAUUGGAGGCCAGGGACCGUGUUGGAGGCAGAGUGGCCACAUUUAGGAAGGGCAACUAUGUUGCUGAUCUGGGAGCCAUGGUGGUGACAGGGCUGGGAGGGAAUCCCAUGGCAGUGAUCAGUAAGCAGGUUAAUAUGGAGCUGGCCAAGAUCAAACAGAAGUGUCCACUGUAUGAAGCCAAUGGCCAGGCUGGUGAACGGUGCACAAGUGUGCCAAAGGAAAAAGAUGAGAUGGUGGAGCAAGAGUUCAACAGAUUGCUGGAGGCCACCUCCUACCUCAGCCACCAGCUGGACUUCAACUUCCUCAACAACAAACCUGUUUCUCUGGGACAGGCCCUGGAAGUGGUCAUACAGCUGCAGGAGAAGCAUGUAAAAGAUGAGCAGAUAGAACACUGGAAGAAGAUCGUAAAGACUCAGGAAGAUCUCAGGGAUCUUCUCAACAAGAUGGUGACCACUAAGGAACGGGUUAAGGAGCUCCAUCAGCAGUAUAAAGAGGCCAGUGAAGUCAAACCACCCAGAGAUAUCACAGCUGAGUUCCUGGUGAAGAGCAAGCACCGCGACCUCACCGCGCUCUGCAAAGAAUAUGAUGAGUUGGUAGAGAUGCAGGUCAAGCUGGAGGAGAAGCUGCAGGAGUUGGAGGCCAAUCCACCCAGUGAUGUUUACCUGUCAUCCAGGGAUCGGCAGAUCCUAGACUGGCACUUUGCCAACUUGGAAUUUGCCAACGCCACGCCCCUCUCCACCCUUUCUCUCAAGCACUGGGAUCAGGAUGAUGACUUUGAGUUCACUGGCAGCCACCUGACAGUAAGGAAUGGUUACUCUUGUGUUCCUGUGGCCCUGGCUGAAGGCUUGGACAUCAAACUAAACACAGCAGUGCGGCAGGUUCGAUACACAGCCUCUGGUUGUGAGGUGAUAGCAGUCAACACUCGCUCCACAACCCAGACCUUCAUAUACAAGUGUGAUGCUGUGCUGUGCACCCUGCCUCUUGGUGUGUUGAAGCAGCAGCCCCCUGCUGUGCAGUUUGUUCCCCCGCUGCCUGAGUGGAAGACAUCUGCUAUACAGAGAAUGGGCUUUGGCAACCUCAACAAGGUGGUGUUGUGUUUUGACCGCGUAUUCUGGGAUCCCAGCGUCAACCUGUUUGGUCAUGUUGGCUCCACCACAGCAAGUCGAGGCGAACUCUUCCUCUUCUGGAACCUCUACAAAGCCCCGAUCCUACUUGCUCUGAUGGCUGGUGAGGCCGCUGGCAUCAUGGAGAACAUCAGCGAUGACGUGAUUGUCGGACGCUGCCUGGCCAUUCUCAAAGGAAUAUUUGGAAGCAGCGCCGUACCGCAGCCAAAGGAAACUGUGGUCACUCGUUGGCGUGCAGACCCCUGGGCGCGGGGCUCCUACUCGUACGUCGCAGCAGGUUCUUCGGGUAACGACUAUGACCUUAUGGCACAACCCAUCACACCUGGCCCUGCUAUACCGGGAGCCUCACAACCGGUCCCUCGUCUCUUCUUCUCUGGGGAGCACACUAUCAGAAAUUACCCUGCUACAGUCCAUGGCGCCCUGCUCAGCGGGCUCCGUGAGGCUGGACGCAUUGCAGAUCAGUUCCUGGGUGCCAUGUACACGCUUCCCCGACAGGCCACUCCCACAGCCGCCAGCAACCCUCAGCAGGCUCAGCCCACCCCCAGUGUCUGAAAUUGCCUCUCCCAGUUCCUGCCAACUCCAGACUGUCAGACAAACUACUGCAUUUUUGAGAAAAAUACAUGUAGUAAUGACUUGAGGAUUUAUUUUCUGGCUUUAGGUAUGAUGUGAGAUUCCAUAACUGGAGCAUUUCAGUUCCUCAGACUUUUAUUUUGGGAUGUUCGUGACUGUACACAUUUCCAGCAAAAUGUGGAGACAGAUGUAACCCACUACAGAGACUGUGCUAUGCUAAAGAAUGAGGAAUCAAUCCCAAUUUUAUUACAUAGUAAUGUAAUAAGUCAUCUAAGACUUUAUAAAUAUGUGACUUCCCAGUCUUAAAAACAGAAGCAUGGCAUUAUGUUUGGUACUCAGAGCGAUUCAGUGUAUUUGAUUCCAUGCGAAGCAUGUUUGCAAAAUCCAGUGUCUAUUUAUGUGCCCCCGUCUAAAUACUAAAUGUACACACAACCUAAAACCAGACAUCGUAUAUCUGUUUAUCUCUUUCCCCCUGGUGUCGUUCCAGAGGGCUUGUCUUGGUGGUCUUAAGGCUUAAAAACGUUGCUAUGGACUGUAGCUGUAUGCCUCCUAAAUGUACUUUCUAUUAUUGAGGUUGCAGAGUGUAGUGAAAAUAGUUCGUAUUAAAAGCUGAAAAGACAGAUGUUGAACGAAUUGUGAAUGUUUUUGUUUCCAUUGCAAGUAUUUUAUUAUGGUUGUCAUCACAUACUUUUUUUAUAUUGUUGAUUUGUUUUGUUAUUAAAAGAAGAAAGAGAUUA
This is a messenger RNA of Micropterus salmoides (largemouth bass), 3462 nucleotides long. RefSeq names its product lysine (K)-specific demethylase 1a (gene kdm1a). The record is from RefSeq and is a predicted model, not a curated record. Gene Ontology annotation, cellular component: nucleus. Gene Ontology annotation, biological process: regulation of DNA-templated transcription. Gene Ontology annotation, molecular function: flavin adenine dinucleotide binding; protein binding; oxidoreductase activity. The transcript is spliced from 22 exons. The coding region runs from base 113 to 2707 and encodes 864 amino acids. Lineage: Eukaryota; Metazoa; Chordata; Actinopteri; Centrarchiformes; Centrarchidae.